AUGAGAGAGUAUAAGCUUGUGGUACUCGGCAGUGGAGGGGUCGGUAAAAGUGCCCUCACGGUCCAGUUUGUGCAAGGAAUUUUUGUUGAUAAAUAUGACCCAACGAUCGAAGACAGCUACAGGAAAAGUGUCGAAAUCGACUCACAACAAUGCAUUUUAGAAAUUCUUGAUACUGCCGGGACUGAACAAUUUACGGCCAUGCGUGAUCUUUACAUGAAAAACGGCCAGGCGUUCAUCCUGGUAUAUUCAAUAACAAACCCCGCGAGUUUCUCCGAUUUGAUAGAUUUGAAAGAUCACAUUACCAAAGUCAAAGACUCCGAUAACGUGCCCAUUGUUCUUGUUGGAAAUAAGUGCGACUUGGAAGAUGAAAGAGCAGUAGGCAAAGAAGAAGGCCAAAGGCUUGCCCGUCAUUGGGGUUGCACUUUCAUCGAAACAAGUGCUAAGUCCAGAAUCAACGUUUCAGAGGCAAGCUUAUUUUAUGAUGUUUUACCUUUUUCUGUCCUGAUGGCAAAGUACUGUUAG
Messenger RNA from Dibothriocephalus latus, 522 nucleotides. The record is from the annotation of a GenBank genome assembly. Lineage: Eukaryota; Metazoa; Platyhelminthes; Cestoda; Diphyllobothriidea; Diphyllobothriidae.